Molecule: messenger RNA, 699 nt
Organism: Scheffersomyces amazonensis
Lineage: Eukaryota; Fungi; Ascomycota; Pichiomycetes; Serinales; Debaryomycetaceae
Exons: 2
Coding region: 1-699 (232 amino acids)
Source: RefSeq, a predicted model, not a curated record
AUGAAUUUAAGUCCAAUUGAUAAUAUCAAGAAUCUAGAUUCAAUUCAAUUAGUUGAUGAAGCUGAAGCUAUUAUAAGUUCUGUUAAGAACUGGAAAAAAGACAAACAAUUUGAUUACGUACUAAAUAAACGUAAAUCUACACCAAUUUCAAUUAGGACAUUUACUAACGAUAGUUUGAAUGGUGAUUUCUGGUGUGCCAGAGUUAGUAAUUUAACGGAAUUGACUGAUAAGGUGAGGCAUACUUAUUAUGAAUCCCUAUUAAAAUAUCUUGUGGGAUCUUUAACAGAUAUAAAACAUACCCAUACUGAUUUUGAAAAGAAAUAUAUUCAUGAAAUUUAUGACUAUAAAGUAAUUCCUUAUAACUUAAUAAAUGAAUCACCUAAUCAGACAAUUUCUUAUUUAACUCAGGUUUACUAUAAAUUACCAUUUCCCUUAAGUAAAAGAGUAUUUUAUGAAUUAGUCCAUAUCUACAAAGCACAUGAUAAUCUGGUGGCGUAUAUAAUAUCGUUAGCUAUAAAUCCUAAGAAUAUUAAGGGGUCAAAGGAUGAUAGUGGAUUUACAAUUGGCCGUUAUACUUCAAUUGAAAAAAUUUCCUUUGAUGAAGACACUAAGAAAUUAAAGUGGAUUAUGGCAACUUGUUCAUCUCCAGGAGGGUUUUUACCAGAUUGGGUUACUAAACUUAGUAUUAGUGUUUUUUGA